GGCUCACACUCUCAAAGUGCUGAGUCUCUCUGAGGCUCACUCUCUUUCCACCGCAUGGAGAAGACGGAGGAGAGAGGGAUGGGAGAGAGAGAUGGAAGGAAAGAGGUUACAGCGAAAUAGAGGCAAAGAGAAUGGUUCUGCAGUGCAGCAAGAAAACAUUCUCUCUUUCUUUCUGUCGUUCACCCCUUUUACCACUACCUCUUUCUUUUGCUUGUUGAAAGACAGUCAAACAAAGCUCCUACCUGGAUGUCAUGGAUGAAUUGACAGCAGGACGAACUCCGAAUAUUGUGGGAUUCCUUGGAAUGUUGGAUACUUCUAUGGAAUGUUGGAAUCCUUCCAAUAUUGGAUCCAGUCUUGGGAUGAAUGUGCAGGAUUCAGGUUGAGCAUGUGGAGCAGUCAUGAGCCUCAGUGACUCUAUCUAUUCCAUGGUUUCCCUUGUCUCCUGGGUCUGGGCUGUGGCCUGGCUGCAGUACCGGAGGCCACCAGCGUGGGGCAGUAGAGCGAGGCAGGGCCAGGAGGCAGCAGUGAGUAGGCCGGGGCUAGAUCUAGCCUGGAGGGGCAUGCGUCAUGACCUCGGUGGUGCUCGUUGACAGUGGAGGGGCGGUGGUGGAGUAUGUAACCGCUGUGGAGGACCCCCAUCAGGAGGGGGAGUGUGAGGUGGAGGAGUGUGAGGAGGGAGAUGGUGAAGCUGAGGUAGAGGUGGAGGGAGACGUGGUCGAAGACGAGACAGAUGGGGACCUGGAUGAAGAGGAGGAGUACCCAGCGGUGAUCGUGGAGGAGGUCCCAGGCAGGGGGCUGGAGCAGUGCUUCUCUGCCCAGGUUCUGGUCUACGAUGAUGGGACCUACCUGAUGCAGGACGUGGGGGAAGAACAGGAGGUGGAGACGGAGGUGGUGGAGACAGUGGAGGCGUCCGUCCAUUAUCAACAGUCUGGCACCAGGAUCUACUGUUCUGAUAAGACCAUCGAGGCUGCCGAGGCUCUGCUGCACAUGGACUCUCCUACCAGCCUGAGAGGGGACCGCAGCCCAGACGUGUUCAUCCCGGCAGCGUGUGUGACCACCCCAGACUUCCUCCACGCUGCGAUGCGUCCAGACGUGAUGACCGAGACUGUGGUGGAGGUGUCUACAGAAGACUGUGUGGACGAGGACAUGGAGGUCACCCUCAUAGAGGAACCAGACCAAUCAGAGCCUGACCACCAACCCGUCAGAAAGAAGAAAGCGGGGAGGAAGCCAAAGCCUCACCAGCCUGCUGUGUCCAACGGAUCACCGGACCUCGUCAUCAAGAAGAAACCCAGAGAAGGAAAAGGAAGCACCACGUACCUGUGGGAGUUCCUGUUAGAUUUACUCCAGGACAAGAACACCUGUCCCAGGUAUAUCAAGUGGACUCAGCGAGAGAAGGGUAUCUUCAAGCUGGUGGACUCCAAGGCUGUGUCCAAGCUGUGGGGCAAACACAAGAACAAACCUGACAUGAACUAUGAAACCAUGGGGCGGGCUCUGAGGUACUACUACCAGCGUGGUAUACUGGCCAAGGUCGAAGGUCAGCGGCUGGUCUACCAGUUCAAGGAGAUGCCCAAGAACAUCAUUAUCAUCGAGGACGACAAGGCCGACUCCAGAUCGGACGAUCUGAUUGGCUCAGAGAAGUCUUACCACGAGAGAGUCCCGCCCUCGUCGGAGACGAUACUGAAUGUGGCCGAGCUCGCCAAGGCGCCCACCAUCCUGAGGGGCGGGACUAGAACCAUAGUCCAUGCACCGGUUGCUAAGGGCAACAAUGUGGUGAUGACUGGGGGCGGGGCGGCGGUGGGGGUUCCGAGGAUAGUGACCGUUUCCACGGCGCCAGACGGAACCCAGACGCAGCAUUCUCACACGGCCAUCAUCCCCACCGUCUCAGGACCCAGGACUGUACGGGUCGCCAUGCAGGUGCCUGUAGUCAUGACAACAUCACUGGGCCAGAAGAUCUCAACGGUUGCCAUGCAACAGGCGCCGGGGACGUCGGGAGGCCAAACAACGUACCAACUGGCCAACGCCUCUCCCAUCGGCACGGCAACGGGCAACGCCAGCUCACAACAGAAGGUUGUGAUCCAGACCAUCCCCACCAUGGUUCCGGCCACGGCAGAGAACGGAGACAAGAUCACGGUCCAGCUGGCUAAGAUCAUCACCAUCCCAGCCCACCAGCUGGCCCAGUACCAGCAGCAGCGGACCAAGCCCGGCCUGGGGGGCUCCCCGACGGGCAGCGUUUCUCUCCUGGGCGGGACAAACUCCUGGGGGGUCCGAGCCCUGGCACCUCAUGUUACCAUGGCUCCAGGGACACAGGUGAUGAGGUUGGCUGUUCCCACAACGCUGCAUCAUCAACAGACGCAUCAUAUCGUCACAACAACGCAAGGUGGCGGGACAGGGACGGCAGUGGUCACCGUGACGACGACAGCCAACCGGAGUGCUCCGUCGGCGGCACCCCAUAUCAUCAGCGGCAUCAUCAAAAGUUCGGACAUCGCCACGGCAAUGAGAGAACAGCAACAACAGCAAGCCAAGACGCUGACAGUUCAAACGGUGUCGGUACAGGCCGUUCCGGUCCAGACGACGUUACCGGAAGCACCGGAGAAGGACAGUCCGAGCCGCGAGGCUGUCGCCACGGAGAUCGUCCCGGUAGUCGUCCAAUCAGAAGAUCCAGAGUGUUGAGAGGUCACAAGUACGGACACACGCAUACCUAUAAUCAUUGUUUGUACAGUUUUUGCCCAGAUAGGAGUUUGUUCCUCUUUUUCUACCUGACAGUCUGAGAGACUAUAAAGACCCACGACCACCUCUGAUUUACCCUGGGGGGGUCUACCUUCCAACCACAGCCUCAUCUCUCCCUGGAGACCCAGGGUGUGACCCUAUUCCCUAUACAGUGCACUACUUUAGUAGGCAACAGGGUGUCAUUUGAAUUGUACACGACUGGAGGACACCCAACCCACAUAGGAACCCAGCAAUGACUUUUCAAAAGGGAAGAAUCUCCUUUCAGAAAAAGGGACCAAGUCAAACUCAAAUCACUACAUUUCUGUUUCUGGCAGACGAGACUCUAGCUAACUAAGCUACAGGAAAAAACGCAAACACUAAACAAAUGUAAUGAUAAAAACCAAACUGGUAAGGAAAGGAUAGAGAUGGAUGGGGGGGAUGUGCUUUGUAUAGAAAUGUUCUUUUUGUGUUUUUAUUUUUCUCUUGUGUAAAAAACCAGCCUUUUAUUUGACGAUCACUGUGCAGAUGUAGGAUGGUACACGCUGCUACGCAUCACACACACCACAUGAAAGACUGUUCUAGGAUCAGCUCUUACAAGGGAAGAAUAAAAAGCUAAAGGGACUUUAUAUGUAUAUAACUAUUAUACAGUUUAUGGAGUUAAAUGCAAAACAAAACAGCCUUAGAAUGAUUUGUUUUAUUUUUCAUUCAUUGUUUAUAAGAUAAACCUGAUCUAGGUUUGUGUUACGGUUUCUUCUGACUUUUGAUACCUUGUACCAAGCACAGUGUUAUAAAACAAUACGGCAUCACAUUUUUCUAUUGUGGUUUGAAGCCCAGGUCAGUGUAUGUGGGUUGGUUCCAGGGUUGGGGUCAAAAUCCAUUUCAAUUCAGGAAGUAUACUGAAAUUCCAAUUCUCUUCAAUGGUGACAGAUUGGAAUUGAAAUGGAAUUGACCCCAACCCUGGUUGGUUCUAGUAGACCUUGACCAUAGGCUUACUAGAUCUACUUCCCCGUGGUAACUGUCUCUAGGGUAACUGCCUGCAGCUUCCAUUUUGGGGCCUCCAUUUCUUUUGGGUAGAUUUCGAAAAUCUCAUAAGCAUGAACUUCUCGUCAGCCAUCUUGGCUCUGCCCCCUAUAUUUUCUUUAGCAUUUUUUGCUUAUUCUUAGUUCUAUAAAGAUGUUCGGACUGAACUAGUUUGUAUAUUCAACAUUUGAAGUAUUCUAUUUUGUUGUACUCUUGUUUCAAAGUGUAUUCAAGUAGAUUUUACUGAAAUAUAAAAAACAUUUGAAUUAAAC
This is a messenger RNA of Coregonus clupeaformis (lake whitefish), 3998 nucleotides long. RefSeq names its product E74-like factor 2b (ets domain transcription factor) (gene elf2b). NCBI's taxonomy places the organism in Eukaryota, Metazoa, Chordata, Actinopteri, Salmoniformes, Salmonidae. Gene Ontology annotation, biological process: cell differentiation; regulation of transcription by RNA polymerase II. The record is from RefSeq and is a predicted model, not a curated record. Bases 568 to 2670 code for a protein of 700 amino acids. Gene Ontology annotation, cellular component: nucleus. Gene Ontology annotation, molecular function: sequence-specific DNA binding; DNA-binding transcription factor activity, RNA polymerase II-specific. The transcript is spliced from 11 exons.